AUGACGAAUGCCUCUGCAUCUACACAUGAGGCCGAAUCCCUUAAUCAUGUCGCAUACCAUUCCAGUCUGAUGCCCCCUCUCAAAACCUCCUUUGGCAGAUCUGCAUCCAACAUCUCCGCACACAAACUGCCACCGCAACCAACAAACGCCCUGGGCAGAGCUUUGACCGACACUCCUGCGCCCAGUGCGCCCACAAGUCCGCAGAUACAUGCCCGAAGCAGCUCGAACGUGUCGGGCUCCGCAACCCCCAAAAUCCGUGCCACCACCCUCGAUAUCCCCGGACUGACUCGAUCCAAAGUCUCUCCGAAUGGUCAAAUAUCAGAAAGAGAUGUUGCGGCCAAGCUCAUUAUCAUCAUGGUCGGAUUGCCCGCAAGAGGGAAGAGUUAUAUCGUCAAGAAGAUCGCUCGCUACUUGAACUGGUUACAGCACCCAACCAGAAUAUUCAACGUUGGAGACCGUCGAAGAGUGGCUGCUGGAGUUGGUCAGCCCAUACCCGAUCGAACGACUGCUGCGCUCCGUGAAUCUGUGCGUCGAAUGAGCUCCACCACCCUCGGGCCUCCGAGCAUCGUUGAUCAUGCUGAACUGCUCCCACCGCCUGCUGUCGAGACUCAGAUUCUCAUUAAUGGCGAGGUCACUUCUCCCAUAAGUCCGCUACAAAUGAACGGCCCCUCCAAAUCCGAAGAAGAUAAGAAAGACGCCAUUCCUAUGUCUGCCCCCGAACCCAUGGAUCAGUCUGCGCAAUUCUUCGACCCGAACAACAUCAGGGCAAAGCAGUUGCGAGAACAGGUGGCGCAUGCAGCCUUAGAUGAGCUCUUGAAAUACGUUCUAGAAGACGGCGGAUCGGUAGGAAUCCUGGAUGCGACAAAUCAUACGCGAGAGCGACGUCUGUCACUGGUCAGGCACAUCAGGGAGCGCGAUGAGAACAUCAAUAUCCUCUUUGUCGAGUCUCGAUGCCAGGAUAAAAACCUGCUGGAAGCAAAUAUGCGACUCAAACUGUCCGGUCCCGAUUACAAGGGCAAGGAUCCGGUCGCUGCUUUCAAGGAUUUCCAGCAACGUGUUCAACAGUAUGAAAAAUCAUACCAGAAACUAGACGAGUUCGAGGAGGAACAUAACAUGGCGUAUUGCUCCAUGAUUGACGUGGGACGGAAAAUGGUGACACAUCAAGUCAAGGGCUUCCUCUCCAUUCAAACCGUCACCUACCUGAUGAAUUUCAAUCUGGCACCACGACAAAUCUGGAUCACUCGACAUGGCGAAUCGAUGGACAACGUUAAUGGUAAAAUCGGCGGUGACAGCUCGUUGAGUCCCGACGGUGUGAGAUAUGCUCAGGCUCUUGCCAAAUUUAUCGGGGUCCAAUGGAAGGCGUGGGAAGACUACCAGGCGGAAAAGCAGGCAAAUACUCAUUUCCCACCGCUUCCGGGCGAUACAACACCGCCAAAUCCGGAAUAUACCGCGCAGACUCUCCAAGAGCGGAAUUUCUGCGUGUGGACGAGUAUGCUAAAACGGAGCAUCGAGACCAGCCAGUUUUUCAACGACGAGGACUAUGAUAUCAAGCAGAUGCGGAUGCUGGACGAACUCAACGCAGGAUCGAUGGAAGGCAUGACCUACACGGAAAUCCGAGAUAAGUUCGCCCACGAAUACGAGCUUCGAAAGCGAGACAAGCUCCAGUAUCGGUACCCAGGCCCCGGCGGAGAAGGAUAUCUGGACAUCAUCAACCGGCUGGGAAAAGUCAUCCUCGAAAUUGAGAGAAUGACAGACCACGUCCUAAUCAUUGGCCAUCGAAGUAUCUGUCGAGUUCUCCUGGCCUAUUUCAUGGGUCUAAAGCAAGAGGAUAUUAGUGACCUGGAUGUUCCGUUGGGUGUUGCAUAUAUGCUCGAACCGAGGCCAUACGGCGUGGAGUUCAAGGCAUAUCGCUGGGACCCUGCCACGGAUGAAUUUGUAUAUGAGCCAGACUACCGGAUGAGGCGAGCUAUUGACCCACAAGCCUGA
Molecule: messenger RNA, 1986 nt
Organism: Cladophialophora psammophila CBS 110553
Lineage: Eukaryota; Fungi; Ascomycota; Eurotiomycetes; Chaetothyriales; Herpotrichiellaceae
Product: 6-phosphofructo-2-kinase
Exons: 3
Coding region: 1-1986 (661 amino acids)
Biological process (GO): fructose metabolic process; fructose 2,6-bisphosphate metabolic process
Cellular component (GO): cytosol
Molecular function (GO): ATP binding; 6-phosphofructo-2-kinase activity
Source: RefSeq, a predicted model, not a curated record